This is a messenger RNA of Cydia strobilella, 2034 nucleotides long. RefSeq names its product methenyltetrahydrofolate synthase domain-containing protein (gene lost). The transcript is spliced from 13 exons. Bases 179 to 1714 code for a protein of 511 amino acids. The record is from RefSeq and is a predicted model, not a curated record. Gene Ontology annotation, cellular component: cytoplasm. NCBI's taxonomy places the organism in Eukaryota, Metazoa, Arthropoda, Insecta, Lepidoptera, Tortricidae.
UUUGCGUCUCGAAGUUGGUUGGUUGCAUUUGUUUUUUAUUCGCGUUCUAUUUUUGUGUGUGACGGUUCCGUUCCGUGCCGUCCGGCGGAAAAGGUUUAUAAUUUCCAGAUUUUAAUGAUUCUCGAUUAGAUUAACGAAUUAAUUGCGAAAUACCUCCCGAUUGCGAUAUAUCUUCAAGAUGCAGAACGGAGACGAUAAUCCAGCGGCGGCGGAUGCACAAAAUGGUGAACAAGCGACAACAACUGAUGCCAAGCCCAUCCCAGAAGAGAUCACCAAGCAAUCCUUCCGCCUCAAAGUAUGGCGGCACUUGGAGAGCAACGGCCUCGCCAUGUUCCCCCGGCCCGUGUACAACCGCAUACCCAACUUCAAGGGGGCGCCCGAGGCCGCUGCGAAGCUGGCAGAGCUGGACAUCUUCAAGAACGCCACCACUGUCAAGGUCAACCCUGACAAGCCGCAGGAACCCGUCAGAGUCCUGUGCUUGGAACAAAAGAAAACCCUCUACGUGCCGGUUCCCCGUCUGCAGACUGGGUUCCUCAACCGCUUAGAGCUGCCGGAAGGCGAGACCGGCCCAGCUGUUUUUAAGAAGGCCGUGUCGCGCAAUGGCAUGGAGACUUAUGGCAAGAGUAUUGGCAUUGAAGACUCCGUAUCCCUGGACCUAGUCGUUAUGGGUUCCGUGGCCGUUUCCAAGGAGGGCUACCGCAUCGGCAAGGGGCGCGGCUACGGCGACCUGGAGUUCGGGCUGAUCAUGCACAUGAAGGCCGUCAAACCCAGCACCAUCGUCGUCACCACCGUGCACGAUUGCCAGGUGUUCGACACCUUACCAGCCGAGCUGUUUGGCCCUCACGACGUUCCCAUUGACGUGAUCAUCACACCGACACAGGUGAUAGAGACACAGAGGAUGAGCCAGCGGCCGCCGGGCAUCAUCUGGCACCUGCUCUCCAACCGCCGUGUUGAGCUCAUGCCAGUACUGGGACAGCUGCGAGAGAUUGAAAUGCUAGCGGGUCGCGCGUGCACGCUGGCGGAGGUGGACACGGACGUGGAGGAGCGCGCGGCGCAGCGCGUGCGCAAGGUGCGGCGCCGCACCAGGUCGCACAAGAGCCAGAGCGAGGGCGAGGGCAACACGACGGAAGGUGAAGAAGGCAAAGGUGCCAAGCCACGCCGCGGGCCGCGCCGCAACAGCGGCAAGGGCAAGGGCGACAAGGACAAGGACGACCACAAGCCGCGCCGCACCCGCAAGCAGAGACCCGUCAUCGACUUCUCCGUCAAGAUUUCGAACAUCAGCCCGAACACGCGGGUGCGCGAUUUGAAGCAAGCCCUUUCCGAGCGCGGGGUCAAGCCUCAAAUCAUGGUGUGGAAGGGUUUCCGUGGAUACUGCUACCUACACUUUUUCAAGCCUGGACCACAAAAGGGCGAGGGCGACAGCGCGGCCACAGUGAACAUGGACAGCGUAAUAUCCGCGCUGGCGGAGAUGUCGGUCGGCGGCAGCGGCGGCGAGUCGCCCAACCGCGACGACAAGCCGCGUCUGCUCGCCGUCGAGCCCGCGCCGCCUCGCGAGCCCCGCGAGCCCCGCGAGCCUCGCGAGCCGCGCGCGCCCCGCGACCAGGCCGCCGCGAGGGACGCGCCCGACACCACGGACACGUCGGCCACACCGGCCACACCGGCCACAACGGCCACACCGGCCGCGCCAGCGGCGGCGGCGGCAGAGGUCCACUGAUUCGCCUCGCCGGCCGUGCACGCGAAAUUCAGGAUAUUUUGAUAACUCCCUUAUUAUUUGUACGAUCACUCGCUUUCGCACCCGACUGACUGCCGGCAGUCGUAACACUAAUUGUUUAGCUUUAAGGUCUAUUUUCCCUUGUGCCGGUCCACAGAAUUCAUGCAUUGUGUUGGGUAUGUUGCAUACUAUACGAACCUUAUUAACGUUAAAAAUAGUAGGUAGAUCUGCCAAAAAAGUGUAGAGCAUCGAUUUUCAAACCAAAACUGACUACAGGUGUAAUGCAUAAUUGUUUUCCAUCGUACUUUCUCGGAAACGUUCGU